This is a messenger RNA of Lineus longissimus, 834 nucleotides long. RefSeq lists its product as uncharacterized. NCBI's taxonomy places the organism in Eukaryota, Metazoa, Nemertea, Pilidiophora, Heteronemertea, Lineidae. The record is from RefSeq and is a predicted model, not a curated record. Bases 92 to 643 code for a protein of 183 amino acids. The transcript is spliced from 5 exons.
UUGGGAACACAAGCGUUCAGUUGUGUCGACGCCAAGUCGAAGCACUGGUUCAACAUUGACGCCAGACACGUUGUCCUGUCCAGCACACCCAAUGCUGCCCAACCGGUUUAUCACAAGAUACGACGUGAACACCACCAUGAAGCCCCGACGUCCUUUGAACUUUCAAGAAAUGGUUGGGUUUGGUCAAGGGACUGGUGGAUUGCUCCAUCUCGUGUGGUUUCGCUGUCCCGUCCCAAGAAUCGAGCCAACGCGACCGAGGCCACUUCUGAGAGAUAAAUAUUCAGGAUGCCAGAUUUGUGGAACACAAUUGAGGCCAGUAGUCAAGAGCCAUGAUCAGGGAACAGCAGUUCCCAACGGAAUUGACCCUUUUCUUGAUGUAAUUCAUGCUGUUGGCUCAGAAUGGGUUGACACUCACCGGUUUUCGACCUUGAAAAUUAAACAUCGAACAGUGUACUCUUUGUUAAAAGUGAACCUUGCAAAAUAUGUGCUUAUUCCUGAAAUCAAUAGCACUUCAUCUAUGUACUCGCUGAUCCAGAAUAUUGCUCUUUCGUGUUCCCUUUUCAAUGUGGCAAUCCAUUUAUCGCAUCUGAGCUAUUUCACAGCACAAGAAGUGCAACAUUACAACAAUGGAGCUAUUUCUUGAUCACAGCAAAAAUGUGUUUCUACGUUGUUUUACUCAAAUGGUGCAUGGAUGAGCCUUAUUGACAUAUUUGUUUUCAAGAGGAAUUGGUUGUAGGUUUUCUUUCUUUUUUCUUAAGGCAGGCCUAAUUUAACAGAAGGCCUAUAUUUUAGGUAGGAUAUUAUUUAUACUAUAGGCCCAUAUCAGUUUUGAGA